This is a messenger RNA of Solanum dulcamara, 621 nucleotides long. RefSeq lists its product as uncharacterized. The record is from RefSeq and is a predicted model, not a curated record. Gene Ontology annotation, molecular function: zinc ion binding; nucleic acid binding. Lineage: Eukaryota; Viridiplantae; Streptophyta; Magnoliopsida; Solanales; Solanaceae. The coding region runs from base 1 to 621 and encodes 206 amino acids. The transcript is spliced from 3 exons.
AUGGCUGAUAGGGUGCAUCGCUAUGUGAUGGGGAUAAAUCGUCACCUGAUUGAUAGUUGUAUGGACAUGGCUUCUCAGCAAGGCAUGGAUAUUUCUCGGUAUAGCAGAUAUCCUCCUCAGCCGGCCCAGAGUGCACCCCCACAGUUUAUAGGCAGGAGACUUGAUAGCACAGGGUAUACGGACGAUGAACAAAGCUCUAGGGUCUUGGGAUCACAGAUGAAUAGAGGUAGUUGUUUUACUUACGGCUAUCAAGGCCAUUUUAUGAGAGAUUGCCCACUUAAGAGUAACCCGGGUGGUGCAGCUCAACCUACUGGGUCGAUGGCUGGUUCUUCUUCUUCUAUAGCUAUGCGCCAUAUGGGGCGGGGUAUGCAGGUACCAGCAGGCCAUGGUAGAGGCCGUGGGGGAGCUUCCAGUGCUAGCGGUCCUUCGAAUCGCAUCUACACCUUGGCUAGCAGACAGGAUCAGGAGGCGUCACCAAAUGUGGUUACAGGUGUGAUUGCACUUGAAGUUCUGGAAAUGUUGAGUGAUAGUCUGCAACCUGUGCAGGUGCUCCUUAACAGACCAAGGGGGCUUGGCUUGCUGUUUGAUCCAUCUGAUAAGUAUUUCAAAGUCAACUUCUAA